This is a messenger RNA of Pararge aegeria (speckled wood butterfly), 2236 nucleotides long. It is a transcript of the gene MED19, whose product is annotated as mediator of RNA polymerase II transcription subunit 19. Gene Ontology annotation, molecular function: transcription factor binding; transcription coregulator activity. Gene Ontology annotation, cellular component: mediator complex. Gene Ontology annotation, biological process: positive regulation of transcription by RNA polymerase II. The transcript has 3 exons. The record is from RefSeq and is a predicted model, not a curated record. The coding region runs from base 118 to 834 and encodes 238 amino acids. NCBI's taxonomy places the organism in Eukaryota, Metazoa, Arthropoda, Insecta, Lepidoptera, Nymphalidae.
GAAGGUUUCGCAAAGGGAAGGGAAGAGGACUUUAUAAAUUUUGUUUUUUAAAUUUUAUCAUUUUGUUUACAGGGAUUUCGUUUUUAUGUUAGUUUUUAUAGACAAUGCAGAUGCAAGAUGAUGUCUGAUCAGUUUAGGAAGGUUGAGCCCUAUUCACCAAAGUCCUCACCCAGGGGUGGGAGGUCACCAGUAGUUUCACGACAGGAUUCCUCGGGCACCCUCAAAACUACCAUUUCGCUCGGCAAGAAUCCUUCCAUAGUCCAUAGUGGACCUUUUUAUUUGAUGAAAGAACCUCCAGCGGAAUGUGAACAAACAGGGGCCACAAACUUGAUGGCGUAUCAUGGAUUAGAGCAUUCUUACAGUAAAUUUAAUGGCAAGAAACUAAAAGAGUCACUAUCAUCUUUUCUGCCGAACCUACCUGGAAUAAUGGAUGGACCAGGGCAAGAAGACAACAGUACUCUUGGUUCAGUCAUAGCAAAGAGGCCAAUAGGUGGCAAAGAAUUACUGCCGUUGAGUAGUGCACAAUUAGCAGGAUUCAGAUUGCACCCAGGGCCUUUACCGGAACAGUAUCGCUAUGUCAGUGCCACACCGCCCAAGAAACACAAACCCAAUAAACACAAGAAGCACAAACACAAGGACGGCGCACCACCUGGGCAGGACACACCUUUACAAGACUCAUCAAACCCCGACACAUAUGAAAAGAAGCACAAAAAGCAAAAGCGUCAUGAGGACGACAAGGAACGCAAGAAGAGAAAAAAGGAGAAGAAGAGGAAAAAACAGAAACACAGCCCGGAGCAUGGCGGCUUGACACCCAACCAACACCCUGUUCCUUAGAGUUAAGUAGUUAUAUGUAGUUGUAAGAUAAUAGUGGAAUUGCAUUCGGUUUUUUUACGAGGUGAGGUGGAGUAAGGGGACAUAAUCUACAGUAACUUUUCCAAUAGAUAAUUUUUAUAUAUGUGACUGUACUCCUUGGCUACAGAUGCAUUUUAUCAUUUUCUAAUAUAUACUAUUUCUGCAAUAUGUAGAGGUUGUGUGGUCAACCAGCUGCAAUCAGAUCUCAAUGUACAUAUUUUCCAGCUAACUAUAAAUUUUGAAGGAUUCCUUCCUUAAAGGCGAAGAACUCAUUUGUACUAAAGAGGCAAUCAAAUCAAAUAGAUAUGUCAUUACACAACCAACACAGCAGAAUGUUGCAGGUUGAUAAGAAUAGAUUAUGUAUGUUUCCUUUAAAAGAUGUAUUGUUGAGCAAUCUACUUUUGUCAUUUGAAUUAUUCUCAUAGCCUCAAUUUACAUGUAUUUGAUGCUAUUCAAAUUUGAAAGUGAUAACAUCUGUAUAACUAAUGUAAUAUUAGCUAAAACCUAUUUUUAGUAAGAGAGAUCUUUGUAAAUUAUAUUGCAGUUCUCUAAACUUAUUGCUGUCACUUUUAAAUUUAAAUUUUAAAUUUAAAGAAAUUUCUAAAAGAGCAGCUUUUUAGUUUCGUUUCAGAUACAGAUACAACAGGUUGUCAGGUUUAAAAAUAUUGCUUUUCUGUUCUACAAGGAAGAUGUGUAAAGGAAAGCACUAGUAUAGCAGGUUAAGUUAUGAGACCAAAGCCAAAUCAGUACUUUUUCCUCAAUAUUCUGUUAAUUGCGGUCAGCCUGGUACUUACCUUACCUAAAUUUUGUGCUCAGCCUAGUAUUUAAACCUCACUCACACCAAACUUGAUAAGAAUGCAGCCAAAAACUGGGCCCAAAGAAAAAUAUACAUCACCGUGUCUUUUGUAAUUUACUAGUUGCUAUUAUUUAUGAGAUCAUCCGUUAAGCUGUUGAAUAUUAUAAGGAAUCGGCAGAGCUACUAGUUUAAAUACAAUCAAUUAUAAUAAACAGUGAAAUGAAACCUACCUUGGCCUUUGAAUCAUUGUUCAUUUUCAGAUUUCUGAAAUAACACGUAGCCUUAUUUAGCCAAAGAAAAGAUAGGAAAAUGUAUGUGAAAAAUUAUCACACAUUCUACAGGAUGUGUGGUAAAAAAUUGCUUAUGGAUGGUCUCUUAAAAAGAUUUUUUACUACUUUCUUUGGGAUUUAUCCUUUUUUUUAUGUAAAAAAAUGUCAAAUGAAAGCAAAACUUGUAUAUUAUUAUGGUAUAUUGUAGUUUGUACUCAAUAAUCGUUUUCUUCUAUAUUUUGUGCUUGUGACUUGUCACUCAUAUGAGUCUGGUCACUUAGAAUCUUCCAACUGUGUAAAUAAAGCCUUAUUUAAUGUA